UGACUGGUGCACCCAACAGUACGUCUGUCUGACAGCCGUAUCCUUGUCCAUCACUCGACCGGCUGAAUUGACCAGAGCAGUUCUGUCCUGGGGGGCUUUUUGACCGCGGUCAUGCUGGCUGCCGGCCAACGAUUCCUCGACCAGGAACUUGGCGCAGCCCGGUACCCCGACCCCGUUCAUGCUUUCGUACAGUUUCUACACAUGGCCCAUCCCGGCCCGUCGAUCAUUACCUGCACGCUGCUACGAGUGUCAUCUAAGCACUGCGUCGUCCAAGUCGAACUAGCCCGUGCUCCGGCUGCUUCGGAGGAUCUUGACUCCCUCCCAGUCGCUACCCUUGGUAUUUUCACGUACGGCGACAUCCGAAAGGAGAAGGGGCUAUCACAAGAAUCCCGGUCGGCCAUCGGAAGACCACCUCCAGACCGGAGAUCCGAGUGCGUUACGAUCGACAACCCCAUCGUUAAUGCGACACCCGUCACCGCAAAGAUGAACUGGGUCGCACCGCGAUCGCCAGAUGGACUCUGGGGGCAUCGUCUCGGGGGACACAAUCGCGAGCUUUGGCUAUCUUUCCGUGAUGGCUCGAGAAUAUCGGACAUUUUGCAUCUGGCAUAUGUCUCAGACCUGCCACUCCAGCCACCGGCGACUCAUAUCCCCGACUUCUACGCUAAAUAUGCCAUCUCCACUCUCUGUUUGUCGAUCGAGUUCAAGAGACGGCCCGACCCGUCGACGGAAUGGGUGAUGAUCCGCUCCAACUCGAACAAGGUCUCCAACGGUCGGUAUGAUGCGGCCCUCCAGAUCUUCGACGAGAAGAACAAUCUUUUAGCCUUGAGCCAUCAUGUCGUGUUUACAUCCGACUUGAAGCCGAGGCCGGCUCGGAUGUGAGAUGCGUCCUCCGUAGUUCUAGUAGUUGCAUUCCCCAGUUUGGGGCACCAGCGUUACAUAUGAUAGUCAGAUAUUUCCGAAUACACAGUAAAAUGACACAAAAUUAUUAC
Aspergillus ibericus CBS 121593 is the source of this 989-nucleotide messenger RNA. Its product is annotated as thioesterase family protein. The record is from RefSeq and is a predicted model, not a curated record. NCBI's taxonomy places the organism in Eukaryota, Fungi, Ascomycota, Eurotiomycetes, Eurotiales, Aspergillaceae. The coding region runs from base 112 to 879 and encodes 255 amino acids. The transcript has 2 exons.